GACUACGGGACCAAAAGGGGGUUCAACUGGAAUAAAAGCCAGAAGAAGAGGCUAUUAUGAUGGAGAGCAGCGCGGCUGGCCCCAACCCACGGAUAGAUUCCACACACCGGAUCGAUUCCUGACGAGCAGCAGUAAUGAGUCCGGUGCCUCCUCUGUGAGCUCUCCUGCGCGCACUCGUGCCUCAGCCCGGUGAUGAUGGAGGCAGAGAGCUGCCGGCGGCGGCUGCUCAGGCUGCUCCUCCUGCUCAGCUUCAUGGCCCUCCACAGCUCGGCCAUCGAGACCGUGAACGUGGUGGACUUCUGUGGCCAGACGAUCCGUGGCGACGGCAUGAUCGUCAACUCGCACCAGGAAUCCAAGAAGUACUACUUUGUGACAAUGGCGACUGACUGCCACCUCACCAUGCAGGCCAGCUCUCCUAAGGAUAAGGUCCAGUUCCACUUCCGCUUCUUCCUGGUCUACAGUCUGCUCCGAGUGGCCCCCCUGAGCCCAGCCCCUCUCUUUCCAGAGUCCCCUCGUGGCUCUGCCCCUCUCAACCCCAGACUGGAGCCCACCUCUGGUGAAAGCUCAGGGGACCCGUGUCAUGCCGGCUCAUACGUUCAGUUCUAUGAUGGAUGGGACCGGAACUCGCCUCCCCUCGGGCCUCCUCUUUGUGGGAAGAGCCCACCCCGGCCGGUGUUGUCCACAGGGAACUACCUGACCCUGAGGCUGGUGACCCGGGGGACUCAGCCGCGCAUCGACUUCGUGGGGGACUUCACGUCCUUCAGACUGGGUUUCAACCAAUCAGAGUGCAGCAAUGAGCCCUAUUUCACCUGCAGAAAUGGGAAGUGUAUCCCUCUCAGUCUGGUGUGUGACGAUAAAGGCAUUGACAACUGUGGGGAUGGAAGUGACCUGGAGGAAAACUUGACCACGGGUUGUAAAGCAGGUCAGCUUUUACCUCCUGAACCUCCGCCGCCAAUAGCAACCCCACCACUACCUUUUGUGAAUCCACCCACAGUGCCGAUUCCUACUCAUAACAACUGUGGCGUGCCAGACAGCGCUCCCAGUCAUGAGUCUGUAACAGACUCCCCUGCCUCCCUGUCCCUGCUGGUUCUCUACAUCGUCCUGGGUGUGGUGGCCGGCGGCGUGGUGCUCUGCUGGUGUUGCUGGUCGCCCGGCUGGUUCCUUUGGCGCGUAAGCGUCUGUCGCUUCUUGCCCUGCUGCAACUCGGCCUGCGCCUCCUGCCAGCUCUGCGCCCGCAGCUGCACCCACAGCAAGGAGCACCGACUGGCAAAGGUCACCCCACACACACCAGGCAACGGGGCCCCUUCAGGCACCGCAGCCACCUCCAACGGUGCUGAUGAAAAUGUUACCACGGCAGCUGUUUAGAGCAGGACGGCGAUCUGUUGAUCAGUUUUCACAUACUGAGACUUGGAACAGUGCAGUGGUGGAGAUGAACAGUUUCUGGAUUAGGUAGCGGAACAUCACCGAGUAUCUUUAUGGGGAAAGUCGGACCGAUGUGGUAAUGUUUGCAACGCUGAAACGAUUUGGGUUAUACUGUGGUUUUUAUUGCUUUAAAUGUAAUGAUGAUGCAGGUGAUGGGGCUGCUGUGUUGAUGUUGUUAUAAGAAGGUGAAGCAGGGUACUGUAUGACUACGGAUUGUGUAAAAAGUAUGAAUGUAUCUGAAAAGAUAGGAGUAAGGGUUCUUACAGUUACUCAAGAAACGUUUUUGUUUCGCUUAAGUCAUCUCUUUCUUGGCCAGUUUUUAGAGGAAGAUUAUUUGGUUCUUAGUCAUAUGUUUGUUUGUAUAUAAACAUACUUGUUUUGCUCUGACUUAGAGGAAACAAUUUAGUCCAACAGAGAAACCACACUUCCAGUCCACAGCUUUGACCCAAAGUGUGCCACAGACGCAUGCUGAGGAAACAGCCCCAGAACUACAAAGUCACCCACCUGGUGACAACAGCUGUUCUCUGCUGGAGAAAUUCCUCCAAACUUUCCACUCUCCUCCCAGCAGUUCUCUGUUGUUCCACAUAGAAGCCAAUGUGGAGUUUGGACAAUAGAGCACAAAGUCGCCCAGUGUAUAGCUGGAAACAUUUUUUAGAGAACAACUUUAAGUGUGAACAUCUAACAUGCUUUUGUGUGUACAAUUUCUGAGGGGUGAAAAUUAAAUGAUUAACAAUAAAAACCUGAAAUGU
Cyclopterus lumpus (lumpfish) is the source of this 2171-nucleotide messenger RNA. RefSeq names its product low density lipoprotein receptor class A domain containing 2 (gene ldlrad2). Bases 193 to 1365 code for a protein of 390 amino acids. Gene Ontology annotation, molecular function: protein binding. The transcript has 5 exons. The record is from RefSeq and is a predicted model, not a curated record. NCBI's taxonomy places the organism in Eukaryota, Metazoa, Chordata, Actinopteri, Perciformes, Cyclopteridae.